AUGGCGAAACUCAAGGCACAUGAAGAACUCUCCACUAAUGCGAAUACUAUCAAAGCUCGCAACUGCGUCUCCAACCUUACUGAAGAUGAGAAGGCUGUUCACUUAGCACUCAAGGCUGACCAUGCUGAUCUGAGCUACUACUUAAAGAAGUUAUAUAAGUCUGCAAAGUGUAAGGAUGCCUCCUUACCUAGAUACUCGAAGAACCCGCCUCAGAGCUGUUACGGUCACCACAAGCAUGAAAUCCGACUUGGUGUGAAUGAAUUGAAGGUUGAGCGUAUUUGUGUUCGGACUGAGAAGGGUACCCAUGCAUCUUGCAUUGCGAAUCAGAAAGUCAAGAAUAUUAGCGCCUCUUCUUCUCCACAAGCCCCACCAUCUACUCCGCCCAAACAACUUCUGUCUGAGCUUGCUGCAUUUGAGGCGCGAGAUAUUUUAAAUGACGAGGCUGUUCUACCAGAUGAGCUUUCCGAUGAAGAGAUCACUAGCACCCAGGCUCUCUUAACUCAAGCGCACAUUGAUGCCCAUGAAGAGUCCAAUUUCCGCAAGUGGCAACAUUUCUGGGAUAGCUGUAUCCACUCAUAUACGAGAAAGGCUGGAAAGCUGAGAAAGAAGCCUGAGCGUCUCUUUGAGUAUAUGCCGUGGAUUGAUGUAGAGGAAGGCUUCAAAGAGGCGUUCUUACUUGUCUACUCUAAGAAGUUUGAUAAGGAAAAGUGGGCUAAGGUAUCAGCUGCACAGGAUAUGUUGUUCCUGGAGCUAGAGCAGAGGAGAACUUGA
This is a messenger RNA of Pseudogymnoascus destructans, 771 nucleotides long. RefSeq lists its product as uncharacterized. The record is from RefSeq and is a predicted model, not a curated record. The transcript is spliced from 6 exons. Lineage: Eukaryota; Fungi; Ascomycota; Leotiomycetes; Thelebolales; Thelebolaceae. The coding region runs from base 1 to 771 and encodes 256 amino acids.